This is a messenger RNA of Exophiala viscosa, 1796 nucleotides long. Its product is annotated as Alpha/Beta hydrolase protein. The record is from RefSeq and is a predicted model, not a curated record. Lineage: Eukaryota; Fungi; Ascomycota; Eurotiomycetes; Chaetothyriales; Herpotrichiellaceae. The transcript is spliced from 2 exons. The coding region runs from base 380 to 1675 and encodes 431 amino acids.
AACCUAUCAACUUGCAGCAUCAACUUCCAGGAUAAUUUGCUUGUUGCUUCACCCUUGUAGCUUUUUCCAAACUAUCGAUAGCCACAACGACAAGAUACUAUGUGGUUGGUAUGGCUCGUACAGCACAUCAUCAUUCAAAGAGCCGGUAUCCAUCAUUCCUCAGGCCUCCCGUGAAGACUGGGUAUUUGCCUUGAAUCCUCGCGUGGUACACCAGGAAAGGACCUGUUCACGAGCAUCAUGGUCCCACAAACAGAGAUGGACUUCAUGCAUAUGUACCUAAAUAUAAAGGCUGUGAUUUCAACUGUGGUGAGUUCACUGUCUCUUGUGUGCAAAGAUCCUGCUCAGUUCCAUCUCAACCUGCUCGCACUCACAAGACACGAUGCGUCUCUCCCUUGUUCUCGCCUCCGCCCUUGCCGGCACCAUCUCUACUUCUCUUGUGGAAGCUGCGAAUGCGACACAAAAGGCCGCAUUGGCCUCCCUGCCACUCGCCCUCAGCCCAGAUCCCGAGUUCAACUUCCAGCUUCUGAUCAGCCUUGGAUCACUACCUUAUGCCGCAGGAGACAUCCUGGCUGCAGCUGCUGUCCUUGUACAGAAUAGCUUCUACAGCUUCAACACAACCUUCGCCGUACUUGCCAAUGCGACUUACGCUGCCGCAGAAAAAGCGGCUGUGCCCAACCCGGUCAAUGCUCGAAACACCUACUUCGCCGCAAGCAACUACUACAGAAGCGCCGAUUUCUUUCUCCAUGGCAAUUGGAGUGACCCUCUGAUCUUUGAAUACUGGACUGGACAAACACUCGCCUUCAAUAAGGCCAUAGCAUCCCUGCCCGUUCCAGGCCGGCGCAUCACUCUUCCAGCGGAUGGAUUUGAGACCGUUGGCACUUAUUAUGCUGUGGACAACUCGACCACCAAACGCCGCACUCUCGUCAUCAUUCAGGGCUACGAUGCUGCACAAGAAGACAGCUACAUGCAGAUGGGCGCAUCUGCGAUUCAGAGGGGUUGGAACGUUCUGACCAUCGAAGGACCUGGACAACCAACGGUUCGCAGAUACCAAGGCCUUGGUUUCAUCCCCGACUAUGAGAAAGUACUCGUACCAGCAGUGAACUGGCUUGCGAACAGGACUGAUAUUGACAUGUCGAAGUUGGCUUUGGCAGGCAUAUCCAUGGGUGGCUACCUUGCGGCACGAGCCGCGGCAUACGAACCUCGUAUCAAAGCACUGGUGCUAGAUGAUGGUGUGUGGGAUGUUCAGGCGAGCAUUGAGAGCGGUUUUCCCACAGAGCUACUGCAGAUCUACGCCGCAGGCAACCAGACUGAAUUCGACACUAUCAUUGAUGACGCGAUUGUCAACAACGCUUCGGCGUCGUCGUCGGCCAGAUGGGGUAUUGAUCAAGGUCUUUGGGCAUUUAAAACACACUCGACAUACAAUUUGUUGCAGCAAGCCGCAGCGUACAAAGUUCAAAACAUCACCCACUUGCUUAACAUACCCAUCUUAGUCGGCAAUGCAGUGGAUGACACGGAUUUUCCGGGUCAGGCUAUGGAGGUCUACCACCAACUUGUCUCGCAAAACAAAAAUGUCACCUUGCACAAUUUCACUGGACCUGCAAGCUACCAUUGCCAGGCUGGUGACUUUGAGACGGCGAACCGUGCAAUGUUGGGCUGGCUUGAGACAGCUUUCUGAGACCAGCAUGAACCAACACGAGGCAGGCAUCGACAGAUCCAACACUCCUCACGAUUGGUUUCGAUCGCAUAGUCAUCAAUCGCACUUUUGGAAUGCGGUGUCUACGGGUAGAGAUCUGGUG